Molecule: messenger RNA, 1404 nt
Organism: Purpureocillium lilacinum
Lineage: Eukaryota; Fungi; Ascomycota; Sordariomycetes; Hypocreales; Ophiocordycipitaceae
Molecular function (GO): protein-folding chaperone binding
Source: RefSeq, a predicted model, not a curated record
AUGUCCUACAUCACCCUCGCCAACGAGGGCCUCGCUGCCGUCGAGGCCAAGCAGUGGGACGACGCCGUCACCAAGCUCUCCAAAGCGCUGCAGGCCUCUCCCAGCGCGGCUCCCAACCCGGCAUGGCUCGUCGGCCACUCCAAGGCCCUCAUAGGGCUCAACCGCUUCAACGAGGCCCUCGACGACGCCAACCUCGCCUGGCACGCGGCCUACGAGCGCAACAAGCGUCCUCUUAUGGUGGAGGCACACUACCGCCGAGCCAUUGCCUACUACCGCCUCGGCCAGCUCGCCAACGCGGACUGCUGCUGCGUCUACGCCAUGCGUCUCGUCAAGGGGUCCCCUGCUAAAGAGAAGGAGGAUCCGAAGCUCGCGCUCGUGGACAACCAGGGCCGCUGGAAGCCGACGCUCGAGGACGCCAUGAAUGAGGCCAAGACGGAUGACUUCAACGUCGGGGACAAGGCUAGUGGCAUGUCCCUCGCUACUGGAGCCGUGACGGCGCGAUCUCAGACGUCGGAGUGGCGGCUUGCGAGCACCCUGCGCAUGCAGAUUCUGCGCACCAUGGGCAACCUGCCCGAGGACGACCCUGCGAGGAAGGUGACGAUUGGCCUGGUGCCGGAGCAGAAGAAGCUUGCCGCUCUGGCUACUGAGGCGGAUGAGCUGGCAGCCACCCAGCCCGCACCCACACCCGUCGUCCCCAGCGACACGCCCCCACGGUUGCAAGAUUUCCAAAACGCUAAAACCAUUUACGUGUCGAUAUUCUCCAAGGGAAACAACAAGGAGAAGCUCCAGGUGGAGUUUACGCCGUUUGCAGUCCGCCUGAACCCGGUCGUGUACCCUAACGGAGAGGCAAAGGACUUUAUCCUGGAGCUUUGGGGUGAAAUCGAUACCGCGGCGUCCAAAUACACCGUGACGGCGAACAAGGUGGAGCUCACUCUGGCGAAGAGGUGGCCAGGCACAUGGGCGAAACUCCAGGACGAGGCGGGCAUGGGGGCAGCAGCCGCUCCUCAGAUCUCUGAGACUCAGACGCCCAGCAGCGACGCUAAGAAGGAGGCCGCAGCACCGACUGCCCCGGCUUCCCAGCCCACAGCAGAGCCCAAGACAGCGUCCGCCACGACGACGGCGGCGACGACGACAGCAGGCCCGGCGUACCCCACGUCUUCCCGCUCCGGACCCAAGAACUGGGACAAGAUCGGCGAGGAAGAGGGCGGCGACGACGAUGCGGGCGAUGUCAACGGCUUUUUCAAGAAUCUUUACAAGAACGCCACGCCCGAGCAGCAGCGCGCCAUGAUGAAGAGCUUCACGGAGAGCAGUGGCACGUCGCUCAGCACGGACUGGAACGACGUCAAGUCACGCACGGUGGAGACGGUGCCGCCUGAGGGCGUCGAGGCCAAGAAGUGGUCGUGA